Messenger RNA from Papaver somniferum (opium poppy), 651 nucleotides. RefSeq names its product charged multivesicular body protein 1b-like. NCBI's taxonomy places the organism in Eukaryota, Viridiplantae, Streptophyta, Magnoliopsida, Ranunculales, Papaveraceae. The coding region runs from base 1 to 651 and encodes 216 amino acids. The transcript has a single exon. The record is from RefSeq and is a predicted model, not a curated record.
AUGGAAGGAAGUUUUAAUUUUGAGAAAGUGGAAAGAAAAACCGAUGAUCUUAAAUCCAUAUCGGAUAGUUUAAGAUCAAUGGCAGAUGAACGUGAGAAAGAAAUAGAACCCGAAAAGCUUAAGGUCAAGAAUGCAAUGGAAAAAGGAAUCGAGAAGCAGAUUCGAAUUCACGUUAGGAAUAUGGUGCGCAUGAGACAUGAGGUGGUAAGUUAUCGUCAAAUAUCUAACCGUCUUAACUCUAUGGUUGAUUACUUUGACAAAGAACCGGAAGGAAGUAAGGUGCUUAGUUUGAUUCCAGCAAUUGUUGAAUCCAUCGAUUCUUCUUUAACAAGCGGGAAUACUAGAAACAUGCUGAAAACAAUGGAUCAAAUAGAUAAACAGUUUUUCGAUGAUGAAAUUGUGGCCAAAUUUACAAGUUCGUCCGCUACCGAGAGCACACCAACUGCAAUGUCAGAAGAUGAGGAAAUUAGCACUUUGAUCAAAAAAAUAGCCGACGAAUAUAACAUGAAGGCUUCUAUAGAGUUAGAACCAUCAAAAAGGACGGCACUCCGUGAAGAGGAUAAAGAGGUAAAGAAAGUUGAUGAAGGUGAAGUUGGUGUUAAGACCAAAUCUAAAAGCUGCUUCAACAUUUUUGCUUGUUGGUGUCAUUAA